Haplochromis burtoni (Burton's mouthbrooder) is the source of this 5649-nucleotide messenger RNA. RefSeq names its product topoisomerase I binding, arginine/serine-rich a (gene toporsa). The transcript has 2 exons. The record is from RefSeq and is a predicted model, not a curated record. Gene Ontology annotation, molecular function: ubiquitin protein ligase activity; metal ion binding. NCBI's taxonomy places the organism in Eukaryota, Metazoa, Chordata, Actinopteri, Cichliformes, Cichlidae. Bases 1148 to 3547 code for a protein of 799 amino acids. Gene Ontology annotation, biological process: protein polyubiquitination; protein monoubiquitination.
CCCACAAGUUGCAUGUCUUUGGACGGUUUUAGUAGAAUUGUUUGGUUUUUUUUUUAAUUUUUAGUUAGAGAUUUGUUCUCUUCUGUCAGGUGAUGUGUAAGUUCAUAAAAAAAAUUGGUAAGCUUUAGGGAUGCUGUUGGCUGGGAAAGGGGAGCCCGAGGACUAAUCUGUGUGAUGUGUUCAAGAAAUACAACCUGGUAUACUCCUUCAGCAUUCAACAACAGACAGAACCUAAAAUGUAAAAAGUAAUAUCUUUUAUGGAGGACAAAAUCUGUUCAUAGUAACUCUAGCUACAUUAGAUCUUCACAAAUCAUUACAGUUUGUAUCCUGAUGGUAGUGGUCUCUUCAGGGUUGAUUACAUACCCCUAAGGGCAAGAGCAGUGACUAAAUGGCUUGGGUAUGAAAACUACUUAAAUCACAUGCUGUGGGCUUAAAGGUCACUAGAUCUUAACACUUAACAAUUCCAUUUACAGUGCCAGUUGUAAAGAAUUUAUUUGAGAGGAGGUUGUGCAGUCAGUCGAUCAGAGUUCAUUUUUGCAAAGAUGGCCAUGUGCAGAUGAACACUUGAAAGAUGCCUUUAAAAAAAACCUUGUGACCAUGAUAAUGUGACAAAGAUGUCACCUGGGAUUUGCAAAAGCGUAUUUACUUAAAACCUCGACCUCAACUUAAAGAUCACAUGUGAAGUUUUCUGAAAAUCAUGUGAAUGCAAUAACUCAAGAAGAAUAAGAUACCUAGGAUUUCUAAAUUCACGCCAUAAGUGCAUCUAAUCCAUAAGUGUAUCUACUGCACUUAUGGCAUGAGUUUUAAAGAAAGUCAUCCUUCUCCGAAAUGUUUUUGCAUAGGUUUGCUGACAGGCAAAGGGCACUAAAAAUAUAAUUGUAAAUAUGACGAUAGCGCUUGAUAUUAUUGUUAUGGGCGCUAAUUUCCCCACCCCCCGGAAACCUGAAAAUUGAACUUUUAUUGUGAAGGAAGUUAGCGGAAGUUGCUCAUUGAAUUCACGGUCUGUUAUGGAAGAAAAAGGGGUUCAUAGUUCUGUCAACAGCCGCUCCAGGACUGAUGGCCAUUUAGAAAUUAAUGUGUUUCCACAAUAAGGGGAGAAGUAAUCAGGUGUCACCGCAUUCGUGGCUGUCUGAAGGAUUCAGAGAUCAUGUCAGCAGUCAAGCUCGCCCUGCAACUGAGCCAAAGAAAUGGCAGAAAAAGGUCCUCCGAAACAAAAUCUGCAGAGGUGUCACCCGACUCCAAGUGCCCCAUCUGCUUGGACACAUUCAGCAACAUUUCCCGCCUUGACCGCUGCUUGCACAGGUUCUGCUUCCGCUGCAUUCUCGAGUGGUCCAAGAACAAAGCAGAGUGUCCGCUGUGUAAACAGCAGUUUAAUUCAAUUUAUCACAGUAUAAAAUCAGAGCAAGACUUCAAGACUUAUGACCUGCAGCCAGUGGACAAUGGCUCUUUUGGUUAUUUUCAGGGAGUGCGGUUUAGAUACCGCACAACUCUCACCGCAGCCCAUCGACAGUUGAGAGGAAGGAUGUCUCUGGCUCCUGACAUUGGUAUAAUAUCUGAAGGCCCAACAAAUUCUUCCCAACAGCGGCCAGACCGUUACAUGCGGCGCAUGAUGAUGAGGCUGGCAACCCAGAGGAGAGCUGCAAGGGAAGGCAGGGCGGUGGCCAGUGUCCGAGAGCAAGAAAUGAUCAACUUUAGACGGGAACUGUACCGACGGGGGGUGAGGGUUCGAAAUGUUCAGGAUGGUGGCCGCUCUCGAGACACCUCAGCGGAGUUUUACAGAAGAAAUCCAGCCUGCCUUCACAGACUGAUCCCCUGGUUGAAAAGAGAGCUGAAUGUGCUAUAUGGAACCCAUGGCUCUUUGGGCAACAUGGUUCAACAUAUCAUCAUGUCACACAUUACACGAUAUAACAUGGAAGACGGAGCUAUUCAGGAAGAGCUCAGGCACUACCUCCACAGUCACGCAGAGCAUUUUAUGCACGAGUUCAUCAGCUUCGCAAAGUCCCCCUUCAACAUGGAGGCAUAUGAUCAGCACGCUGUCUACGACUGUCCGGCGCCUUCCUCAAAUGAAGACAGCAGCUCCAACUCAUCAAUAAUCGCUAUCUCAGAGGAUGAAGACAACUCUACAGGGUUGAACAACCCAGAUGACUCCACAUCUGCUUUGAGCCUCUCGUUGUGGGAUGAUGAGACACCUGGGCCGUCGUAUUCUACGACAGCAGAGCAGGGCAGGACAGAGCGUCUGUCAGUCUUGGACUCAGACUCUGACAGUAGUUUGGAAGAAGAGACGCAAGAGUUUGCGUCACCACAGCAAAUGAGUCCUCAUAACCAAACAGAUCUGACUCAGGGUAAACGCAAUAAUGAAGACUGUGUAUCUUCUGACAGUGAUGACUGUGUCAUUGUGGGUUUUGUUAAACCAACAGCAGACCGGACUCCUCAGGUGGUUCAGCUUUCCUCUGACUCUGAGUGGUCUGCUGACGAUACUCAAGAAGUGCCUCUUCAGCCUCAACACAUUCGAUUCACCAGUAGCAGUCCUGCAACUCUACAUAGCAGUGAUCGUAGUGGGGCUGGACUAUCAGAAAAUGUAGACACAGAUGAUCGUCACCACUCAAGUUCAAAAGAAAGAUCAAGCAAGACGUAUAAGAAGUCAGACAGAAAAGGUCAGGGUAGAAGAUUUGACAGCAAAGAGAGAUCUAAGGAGAGGCACAAAUCAAAGGACAGACACUAUAGGAGGAGGAGGUCAAGAAGUAAAGAGCGGAGGCACUCUAGCAGAAGCCCGGUGAUCUCCCACAGCAGUGUCAGCACUUAUUCCACUGAAAAAAGUUAUUCUUAUUCAAAUGGCAGAGACUACUCCAGGUGUGACAGAUAUAAAAGGGACAGUGAUUACACCUACCAGUCAUAUAGCCAUUACAGCCAAGAGAGAAACAAUAGCGGACUCCAUUACACACAAAGGCACUCGUACUAUUACAGCAGCCGCAGAUGCUCAGGUUUCCGCUCUCGCUCCAGUAGCCGCGACAAGGAUUUACGGAGACGGUACAGGAGGCGCUCUCGAUCCAGGACUUAUUCCAGCAGCCACUCCCCUUCUGCCAGAAGGAAAUCUCAUUAUGACAAGCCUGGUGGGAAGAGGAAGUACAAAAAAAGACAUUUAGAGGACCCCUCCAGUACCACAGCGUUUAACUCCCAUGCAGACGGUGACUCCUCUGCAUUAAGAAAACACAAGAAAAAAAGCAAAGAGAAGCACCGUAAAAAAUCCAAAGAGAAGUCUAGAAAGACCAGCAGGAGUCUCAGUGUGGAGCUCCUCAAUGAGGAAAAGGCACAUGAGCAGGGCAGGUGUCACCAUAAGAAAAAGAAGAAACACAAGAAGAAAAGCAAAAGGCACAAGAGCAGCGAACGCACAGAGAAGCGUUCACCCACUAUCAUUACCAUUGAUAGUGACAGCGAUUCAUUUGCUAAUGACAGUAUCACUCAGGUCACUAAUGCUAAUAAUGAUAAGCCCGCAGACGAUAGGACAGAUGACACAGUAGACACUACCCCUGCAGAUACACUGUUGUAAUCCUAUAUCAGAUUUUUACCCUCAGCUGCUGCCACCUGCCACCAUUUUUUUUUUAAUCACAACAGUGUUCAGUAGGGUGAAAGCACAUAUCACAUGUUUGCUAUAGUGAUAUUACAUUGGACACUGACAAACUGAUGGUAUGAUGUAUGCACAAUGAGAAAGAUGACCUUUUUAGACCUCCAUGGCCUGAUUUAAAACAAUGCUUUUAUAUCUGCUAUGUGCUACUAUGUGUAAGACAAAUGGAAUAAUAUUGGAAGUGUCGUCUUUUUGUUGUUGUUGGUUUUUUUGUUUUUUAAGAGUCAGUUCUUACUCUGUAUUAUGUGCUGAGGGUCUCUCAGGGUUAAUGCUGAUUACAAUUUGUGCUGCCAUCAGUCGGCUAUAAUCUGGAGACAAAAGAAUAUAAUGUUUUGAUUUCAAAAUAACUUCAUUUGUAUUGAAUUUUAUUUCUAAAUAAAUUGUAAAGAUUCAUUGUGUGUCAGAGAAAAAGAGCAUAAUUACCAGUCACAGUAUUUCCCCCCUUUUUUUACUGUAUUACGUUACAGCUUCAAACUCAAGCAAACAGUAUAAAACAGGGCAGAUCCAAGAUGUGAAUGGAGAAUGUACGUCAAAGUACAUUAAAUUUAUAGAAAAAAAAAUUGGUGGUGAAAUGUUUGUAAUGAAUCUGAUAACAUGCAGUAAACCACAGGAAAUGAUAACAAUUAAAACCUUUAUGAAGGUACUUAAGGUAUGUGUUAUUUUAAAGGGUUGUAAAAUAAUAAUGCAAAACAGAAAUAAAGUAUUCAAGCACAAAAUCCCCAUAUUACAUCUCAAGCUUCAAAUGGAGUGGACUACAAUAUUCUGGUGAACUGAAUUGUCCUACUAUGUAAUAGAUGAGAUCUCUGUUUGUCUGCAAACUCCUCCCACACAAUCAGGAGUUCAACAAUGAGCUGGCACACAGGUACAUCAUUGUUCCCCUGAAGUUUCUUGUGUUUCUUUAUCAGAUGCUAUGGCAUCACUAUAUUGCCAUAUGUAGUAACACUGUAACACUUCAUAAAACCAUUUGAUUUUGUGAUAACAUCUCAUUUAGUUAAUAUUGAAUAUAUUUGUUGAUGACACUUCAGUUUAUGCAGUCAAGCUUACUUUACAUAGUGACUAUACCGACUAAUGUUGGAUAAAUACCAUUCUAAAAUCAUAGUUUAUCCAGGACACUAUUUUAUGCAUUUCUGUCAGGUGCUUGUUAUUCAUGUUUAUUUGUAUUUUUAGUUGUGUGAAAAGGAAAAUUUCACAGGACUCUCCCGUCAUGGGAAAUAUUAAGCAUACCUAAUGAGUAAUGUUUCUGUGUGACUUCAUCAUUUUGGCCCACACUUUGUUCCUUGAGGUUUGCAUGCAUUCAUUUAUACACUGGUGUCUUAGUGGUCUGCCACAGCGUUUCAGUCAGGUUGAGGUCUGGAAUUUGCACACCUUGAUUCUUUUCUUUUUCAGCCAUUCUGUUGUAGAUUUGCUGCUGUUCUCACUGGCUUGCUUCACAACAAAAUUUCAUCCAGGCUUUAAAUGUUGGACAGAUGGGGUCACAUUUGACUUGAGAAUACUUUGGUAAACAGAGGAGUUCAUGGUCAACUCAAUGACUACAAGGCGCCCAGGUCCUGUGGCUGCAGAACAAGCCCAAAUCAUUACCCCCUACAUCACCCCACUGACACUUGGUAUGAGGUGUUUGUGCUCAUAUGCCAUGUUUGAUUUCACGACACAGGUCACUGUACAUUAUUAUGGUCAGACAUCUCCCCUUUGGUCUCAUCUGUCCAAAAAACGUUGUUUCAGAAGUUGUGUUUUUUAAAGUUGCAAACCUAAACUAUGCUAAAAUGUUUGGUUUAGAGAGAAUAAGCUUUUUCCUGGUAACCCUUUCAAACAAACCAUACUUGUUCAUCCCUUUUCCAAUUUUACUCUUAAUGAACUUUAACUUUUAACAUGGCAGUUAAGUGUGUAGUGUAGUCCCUGUAGAAAAGUAGAUGAUUUUUUAACCUCAUAGGACCUGGCGUCCGCAUAUGUGGACAUCAUAUUUUGGGUUAUUUAGACCAAAAUACUCAAUUUUGCUCUACAAGGCCCUGAUAUUCACUUACAAGGACAUU